Messenger RNA from Hibiscus syriacus, 2002 nucleotides. RefSeq names its product cysteine-tryptophan domain-containing zinc finger protein 3-like. The coding region runs from base 280 to 1896 and encodes 538 amino acids. The record is from RefSeq and is a predicted model, not a curated record. Lineage: Eukaryota; Viridiplantae; Streptophyta; Magnoliopsida; Malvales; Malvaceae. The transcript is spliced from 3 exons.
GACAGUUGCUUCGCAGACGACAGCAUCAGCAGCAGCUGCUCCUGUAGUCAUAGAAGAAAACUGGGUUCAGUGUGAUCGUUGUAACAAGUGGCGACUUUUGCCUUUUGAUGCUAGACCUGAGCAACUCCCUGAGAAGUGGUUGUGUAGCAUGCUUAACUGGCUGCCGGGAAUGAACCAGUGUGACAUUGGUGAGGAUGACACGACAAAAGCUCUCAAUGCAUUGUACCAGAUUCCAAUUGCUGAGAAUCAAAAUAACUCACAAAAUCAUGCAAUGGAACCAUGUCGGCCCAUCUUCAACAUCUUGAUCAGAAAAACUCUAGUUUCAUUUCUCAUGUAUUAUCAAUUCAAGGCAAGAACCAUGACCCGAAGGAAGUGCGCAAAGCAGGUAACAGUGGCCUGAGUCUGAUGCCAAACUCUAAAAAGAACCAGCAGCAGGAAUCUCUGAAAAGUAGGAGCUUAAAGAACAUGACCCAGGUUCCUACUGAAUCAAAUCUCGCAAAGAAAUCCAUCUAUCAUCAAAAUGAAAAGAAUCCAGUUGCAGGAGUGACCAAGCAAGCAAAGAUGAAAAACAAGAGAGACUCUGAUCUGUAUGUGAAUGAGGAUUCAAAGAAAGCCAAAACAGAAGUUGUAUGCACUACUUAUAAACAUCAGAUUUGUAACUUGGAUAUCAGAAUGGUGGGCCUUAAUACAAGCACUGGCUUGCCAACUCAAGUAAAUGGAAGAAGUCUGCAGAACCAUAACAAGUGCUCUAAUUCUGGGGAUGUAAAGCAUGAUUUGAAAGAAAGAUCCGUAGUUUCUGUUAAGAAAGUUGUGGGUCAAAUUCAGGCCUCAUCAUCAGAUGGUAUGCCAUUAGAUAUGAAAAGAAGAGAUAAGAUGGUUUUUAUGAAGAAAAGGAAAUUGGAGGACCGAGAGGACAGUCAAAACAGUCGCAAGUUAUAUAUGAAGGAAGAAAGUAGUGAGAGUGGAUUUAGGUAUGAAAAGAAACCACGAGUUUCAAAGAUUGAGAGGAAACAGUCCCUUAGAAAUGAUGGCGAUGACACAUUAAACAAGAAAAGCAUGGAUCAUUUGGUUGGAGGCACUGAAGAAGUCAGAAGUAUUGAUAAGAACCAGCAACUUAGAAAACACAAGAACAAGUCCUCUUCUCACAAAAGUUUGGAUGGCCUUGAUUCAUUGAGAAGGGAUUCUGACGCUGGACAAAUUUUGAAGGCAGCAAUGUCUAGCUCUUCAAAGGUUUCUGGUUCUCAUAAAACGAGAUUUAACUUUGAAGAAGCAAGGGGUUCACCAGUAGAGUCAGUUUCUUCAUCUCCCAUGAGGACCUCAUAUCCAGAAAAGUUUGCAUCAAGUAAAGGGGAGCCUUCAGGGAAGGAUGCUGUUGCAAAUACUGGCAUUCCCCCUAGUGGCAAUUCUGGAAGAUUUUGGGAUGGAGAAGGUACUGUUGAGCUUAUUCAAUCUGUUCCAGAAAAGAAACAGAAAGUUUCAGGUGAUUUUAAGCCUAAAUCACAUAAAUCUUCUACCCUGGAUAUAGGUUCUAUUUGCAAAAUCAGCAUUAAAACUAAACUUUCUUCUAGAAUGGGGAAUAGCCAUUUGUGCAAUGGUGAUACUCGUUUUGCAGAGAAUGGGCAGCAUGCUCUAGAACGGCCCCAUGGUGAGGAUAGAGUGAACAAGGAGGUCCAUGUCAAUGCGUUUUCUCAGAAAUGUGAUAAGGGUUCACAGACAAAGAACAGUGAAAGAAGUUCUGUUGCGGAUAAGAUGAAGGUUAAUGAUCUUGCAGAUCAACAGGAAGAUUUGUGUUCUAGAAAGAACAUGAAGUAUCAGUCAGAUAUCAGCCACAAGGGUCAUGGAUGUCUUCAAGAAACAGCUGCUGAUUGCAAACUCAAUUUUCCAGAACCUAGAUAGGGUGAGAAGAACAAUGUUGAAAGGAGGGACCCUUCAGGAUAUUGGUCAAGUGGCAGUAGAAAGGAAGCCCGAUCAAAUAAACAGCAUGAUGCUGAUGCAAAAUCUU